AUGCCGCCGGACUUCCUUCCGGUACAUACUCUUUACAGCAACUGCGGCAUGUUCCCGGCCUCUACUCCCUUGCUUGAUAACCGCAUAAGGACCAAACUCGCAUUCCCCUUGGACCUUGGAUCCCCCUCUGGCCCCCUGGACUUUGCGAUUGGCUACAAGUUCUCGUUCCUGACAGAAGCCAAACUCCAAUCUGCAAUCCGCAAUCUUCAGGCAUCCUCAGCCCCGACGCUGGUGUGCGGCAUGCCCGGCCUGCAAGAGCAGGGUGAGAGCGCCCGCCCUCGUGGCCCACAACAUGUCCAAUCGCAGCCGCCCGCCCGGCGCUCUGCCAUCAUGCCGCACUGA
Messenger RNA from Coniophora puteana RWD-64-598 SS2, 342 nucleotides. RefSeq lists its product as uncharacterized. Bases 1 to 342 code for a protein of 113 amino acids. The record is from RefSeq and is a predicted model, not a curated record. The transcript has 2 exons. NCBI's taxonomy places the organism in Eukaryota, Fungi, Basidiomycota, Agaricomycetes, Boletales, Coniophoraceae.